AUGCCGCUCAACUACCAGAUAAGAGCGACCCAGGGGAGCCAUCCCCGGCACGGCAGCCCACCCACAGCGCCCGGCUGGCCAAUCGGUGGGCGCGGCGGCAGUAUAUUUGCAUGUCGGCGCGCCUUAGCCAAUGAGCGGCGGGCGAGGGCGCGCCCGCCCGGCUGCGGCGGCUCAGUUGGAGGAUGGCGGCGGCCGCGACGGCGCGUCACCUCCCAGCGCUGCUCCCUGGAGUUCCUGGAGGACGUGGUGGGGUGUGCCUCCAUGCACAGAACCAAGCACAUAUCUGGGUCCCCGAGACACAAAGGCUUGAAGAAGACACAUUUCAUCAAGAACAUGCGGCAAUAUGACACGAAGAGUAGCAGGAUUGUGCUCAUCUGUGCCAAGCGGUCCCUGUGUGCGGCGUUUUCUGUCCUGCCCUACGGAGAGGGCCUGCGGGUCAGUGACCUGAGGGCCGAUGGCCUGAAGCAGAGGCACCCGUCAGGCGGCGUCUCUGUGUCUUCCGAGAUGGUCUUUGAACUAGAAGGCGUGGAGCUGGGCGCGGAUGGCAAGGUCGUGUCUUACGCCAAGUUCCUGUACCCCACCAAUGCCCUGGUCACACCCAAGAAUGAUGGCUAUGGCCCAGCAGCCCAGCCUCGGCCCAGCAUCCCCCGGGCUCUGCCAGGGUCCAGAUACAAGCCUGGCCCCAUCAAGUCCGUACCAGCAGGCACAGAACUAGGGAGCGAUGUGAGUGAUGCCCUUGAGUACAACCCCAACCUCCUGGAUGACCCUCAGUGGCCUUGCGGCAAGCACAAGCGUGUCCUCAUCUUCGCAUCCUACAUGACCACAGUCAUAGAGUACGUGAAGCCCUCAGACCUCAAAAAGGACAUGAACGAGACCUUCAGAGAGAAGUUCCCCCACGUCAAGCUCACGCUGAGCAAAAUCCGGAGCCUCAAGCGGGAGAUGUGCAGCCUCUCAGAGGAGUGCAGCCUGGAGCCCGUGACCGUGUCCAUGGCCUACGUGUAUUUCGAGAAGCUCGUGCUGCAGGGCAAGCUCAACAAGCAGAACCGCAAGCUGUGUGCCGGAGCCUGCGUGCUGCUGGCCGCCAAGAUCAGCAGUGACCUGCGCAAGAGCGAGGUCAAGCAGCUCAUCGAUAAACUAGAAGAAAGGUUCCGGUUCAACCGCCGGGACCUGAUUGGCUUUGAGUUCACUGUGCUGGUGGCGCUGGAACUUGCCCUGUACCUGCCCGAGGGCCAGGUUUUACCUCACUACAGACGCCUCACCCAGCAGUCCUAG
Messenger RNA from Elephantulus edwardii (Cape elephant shrew), 1272 nucleotides. RefSeq names its product Cdk5 and Abl enzyme substrate 2 (gene CABLES2). The record is from RefSeq and is a predicted model, not a curated record. NCBI's taxonomy places the organism in Eukaryota, Metazoa, Chordata, Mammalia, Macroscelidea, Macroscelididae. Gene Ontology annotation, biological process: regulation of cell cycle. Bases 1 to 1272 code for a protein of 423 amino acids. The transcript is spliced from 11 exons.